Molecule: messenger RNA, 4551 nt
Organism: Sapajus apella (tufted capuchin)
Lineage: Eukaryota; Metazoa; Chordata; Mammalia; Primates; Cebidae
Gene: RANBP3L
Product: RAN binding protein 3 like
Exons: 14
Coding region: 512-1909 (465 amino acids)
Biological process (GO): protein export from nucleus
Cellular component (GO): nuclear pore; cytoplasm
Molecular function (GO): GTPase activator activity
Source: RefSeq, a predicted model, not a curated record
CCUCCCUUAAGAACUGUACACUUUCAGCUGUCACCCAGGGUAACUCAGAUCAGGCUUAGAAAUCACUUGACUUAGCAGCAUUUUUUUUUUCUUUGUGUAUGUGUUACUUUAGCAGUCCUCUCUAAAAACUGGAGGCAUUCGAUUUCAUGUCAGCAAAAGGAAUUUAAUAAUGCCAAAACUGUAAUCUGUUAGAAGUAAUUUGUAGAAUUUUACAUUAUCAGGGGGCAUAGUUUCAAUUUGUUUUGAAAUGAAAGAAGAAUUAAGUUGUGUUUUUAGCCAGAUGAAUUGGCAUCUUUAUAUUUAGGAGAAGUAACAUUGGUGAUUAUUUAUGUCAAGAAUCACGACUAGAAAAAUCUUGGAAGUUUAGUAGAGGAGUAUAUGUUGUACAUGCAAAGACAAGAUCUGCAUGUACCUAUGUAGUUCUGGGUAUCUGGUGAAGGCCAUUUUAGGUGACUGGCAAGAGAAGGAGGUGCUCUAGUGAUCCUUGAGUCACAGCCAUACUGCUAGGACCAUGACUACUAUACCAAGAAAAGGCAGCGGCCACCUGCUUGGCAGUUUGCACACCUGUAAGUUGAAGCUGCAGGAGGACCAGCGACAGCAAGAAAAAUCUGUCAUUGCUCAACCAAUAUUUGUUUUUAAAAAGAGAGAACAUACUUUUAAGAGACCUGCAGAAGACACCCGGUAUGAAGCAACAGAACCAGAAUGUAAUGGUUUUUCAAGAAAGCGUGUGCGGUCUUCAUCUUUUACUUUUCAUAUUACAGAUUCUCAGUCCCAGGGAGUGAGGAAAAACAAUGUUUUUAUGACAUCAACUCUUGUGCAAAGUAAUGUUGAUAUAAAGAGUGCAGAAAAAGGUCCUGUGAAACAUUCUGAACGUGUUCUUAGACCUGCUAUUUUGCAGCUACCUCAAGCUCGAAGUUGUGCAAAAGCAAGAAAAACAUUUGGACACAAGGCAUUGGAAUCCUGCAAGACUAAAGAAAAAACAAAAAAUAAGAUUUCUGAGGGAAAUUCUUAUUUGUUAAGUGAAAAUGUAUCAAGUGCCAGAAUUUCAGUCCAGCUGUCUACUAACCAGCACUUUUUAAGUGCAACAUCAGUAGGAUGUCAACCAAACGAAGAUAAAUGUUUUUUAAAAAGCUGCAGUUCCAAUUUUGUUUUUGGAGAAAAUAUGGUAGAAAGAGUUUUGGGUACUCAAAAGCUCACCCAGCCUCAACUUGAAAAUGAUUCAUAUGCUAAGGAAAAACCAUUCAAAUCCACUCCGAAAUUUCCUAUCAACUUUUUAAGUUCAAGAACAGACUCUAUUAAAAAUACUUCCCUAAUUGAAUCAGCUGCUGCAUUCUCUUCUCAACCAUCACAAAAAUGCUUGCUGGAGAAAAUUGAUGUUAUAACCGGAGAGGAAACAGAACAUAAUGUGUUAAAGAUCAACUGCAAGCUUUUCAUAUUCAACAAAACAACACAAUCCUGGAUUGAAAGGGGCAGAGGAACGUUGAGACUGAAUGACACAGCAAGCAGUAACUGUGGAACAUUACAGUCAAGACUAAUUAUGCGCAAUCAAGGCAGUCUAAGGCUGAUCCUCAAUAGCAAACUCUGGGCCCAAAUGAAGAUUCAAAGAGCAAACCACAAAAAUGUACGAAUAACAGCUACUGAUUUAGAAGACUAUACCAUCAAAGUAUUUUUAAUUCAGGCCAGUGUCAAAGAUAUAGCAUAUUUGUAUGCAGCAAUACAUCAUCGUCUUGUUGCCCUUCAAAGCUUCAAUAAGCAGAAAGACGUCAAUCAAGCUGAAAGCCUGUCAGAAACAGUCCAACAAUUGAACUGCGAAAGCUGUGAUGAGAAUGAGGAUGAUUUUAUCAAAGUCACUAAAAACAGAUUAGAUCCUUCUAGGUGGACUCACAGACAGUCGGUUGCCUGUUCAUGAAUACUACCUACUAUAAAUAUGACAUCUACAAAGAGGGGUCACCCUACUAAAAAUACUAAACCACCCUAACGAAUCAGAAGAUUCUAUUCAUUCCUUGAAGAGUUUUUACAGAAAACCUUAAGAAAUGUAAUUUGUUGCAAUUAACAUUUUUCUCUUAUGUUUUACAUUUUACAUUUUGAUUGUUAUGCAGAAACUGACAGAAUUUUAAAAAAUUAAUGGACUUCAGAAGUUCAAAAUUUAUCAUUUUUGAAGAAGUUAGAGUAGGAUUUUAUAACUAAUUUGGACUUUUCAUCACAUUGGUGGAUAUAAUAGUUGGAAUUAUAAAUUGCUAGAUUUGAUAAAUAUCUAACAAAAUGUUUAUUUUUUUUCAGUCACACAUUGGCCAUAAAACAAAUACUUUACUAAAUUUCCAGAGUAAUUUCUUUGAAAAAUAAUAUAAUUGCAUGAUAACAUUUCACUAAAUCCUAUUUAUCUUCAGGGAAAUGUGUAUUUUAAUUUAGAUUUUGGAUUUUCUAAUAUGAUAAGCUUAUAUAUUCAUGGUAUGAAUUCCCUUAAAAAGAGCAUCUGCUCUUGGACUUUUAUCUGUUGCAUCUUGUAAAUGCUUGACUCAUGGUCAGCAUCCAAUAGUUGUUAAAUGAAUAAAUAAAAUAUAAUACAUUACUUAUGUAUCAAAAAGCAUGUAUAAAAAUGCCAAAAUGUUAACUUGUUCUACUUUGUUUUAUGUAAUUGUAUUUUCAUUAAUAUUUUAGUAGGUGUGGCUGUAUAUAGAGAAAAACAAACGCAUCAUAUAUAGCCAAAUGAAUCUUUUUCUCAGUUGCUAUUAUUAUAAUAGGCCACAGUAAUUUCAACAAUUUUGCAAGAGUUUUGAUGCUCUUCUUUGAGAUUUGUUUCAGAGACACUUCAUGAAUCACAUAAGAAAAUCAGUCUCAGUACUUAUAGCCCUAUUUCAUUUUUCAAUCUAGUUUUAUAACACCAUGGCUUCAAUGAGACUUUUGAUUGUGACCCCUAAACAAUUCUCUGAUUAGGGGAUAAAAACUCCUAAUUCUAAAAUGUUUCUGAAAAUGUUCUCAACAAUGAUGACAUAUUUGGAAUAAGGGUACAAUUUCACUAAGUGCUAUUUCAAAGAAUAUUCAUUUGGAUAUAUGAAUAUACAUUUUUAAAAGAUAUAUUACUGUAUUACUAUACCUGUUAUAAAAUAAUAAAGAUAUAUAAGUAUUUAAGUCAAAUCUCAGCUAGUGCCUGAAAAUUUAGUAUAGCAUAUGAAAGUUGAAUUAACUCUUUUAGAUUAUAAUUUAGUUAGUAUGCUAAUUGUUCAACAUUUUGCUCCUUCCUUGUAACUGAGAAGGUGUAACUUAUUAUAAGUUAAUUACUAGAGGCCCAUUCAUGCUUCCAGUGAUUCUAGGAGAAAUACGGCACAUAAUAUCCCUUACUUCUAAAUAAAGGAGUCAAUGACCCAGGAAAUAAAGAGAAAAAAACUUAAUGUGAGAUGAAGAACAGAUAGAAAGAGGGCAAAAAAGAGCUUUAGUAUGAAAGGAAGGACAAAAAGAAUGGACAACAGAAAUUCCCUUUUUUAAAAUCCAGAAGAGUGACUCUGAUGCAGAACACACUCAGUGGAAAAUUUUCAUUAGAAACAUAACACAGAGAGACAUUUGGAGAAGAUAAUAAAGUACUGGUUCUCUUUUAUUAUAAGAUCUUAGCUGAUGUGGGAACAUUAUGAUUGCACUAUAAAUUGCUAAAGAAGAGAACAAAUAACUUUUUUUGUUCUUUCUUUUUUUCAUUUUUUUAGAGUCUCGCUUUGUCACCCAGGUUGGAGUGCAGUGGCACAAUCUUGGCUCACUUCAACCUCUGCCUCCUGAGUUCAAGGGAUUCUCCUGCCUCACUCAGCCUCCUGAGUAGCUGGGAUUACAGGCACCCACCAUCAAAGCCCAGCUAAUUUUUAUAUUUUUAGUAGAGACAGGGUUUCACCAUGCUGACAGGGCUGGACUUGAACUCUUGAUCUCAAGUGAUCCACUUGCCUUGGCCUCCCUAAAGUUCUGGGAUUACAGGUGUGAACCACUGUACCUGAUCAUCUUUAUCCUUUUGACAUGUUCCUUGUCCCCACACUAAGGUGGAGAGAAAACAAUAUCUUCUCAAUGCUUGAAACAUUUUUAAGUUGAAUUCAUUCUAUGAUUUUCUUUAGAUUUCUCGGCAUAUAUCAAUGAAAAAAAUUCACAUUCACUACCUUAGUUUCUGAUCUAUAAAGAAAUGCCAGUGCAACAAAAUCAAAUGUAGGGUUAGAAAAUCAGGAAAGCAAAGAGAGAAGUGAAAAUUCCCAGAUUAUGAAAUGGAAAGGAACAGAAACGAAAUUGAAACUCACAACUCUUUCAACCAUUUUCUAUACACUUUGUUGUUCUUUCAAUUCUUUUGCAAAUAUUUAGUACGAUUUUGGAGGAAUAGUAGAAAUAGAAACAUUUUAUAGUUUUUCUUUGUCCUGUAUCUUCAUCUAGCCUUCUUCUUUUUAGCUUUCCUGUAUCCUUUGUUCCCCUUUUAUGAUGAGAGAUUAGUUGUACAAUAACAUCCAUCACAAGUUAUUUAGGUGUAUUUCAAAGUAUACAUUUUGUAUUUCCAAAGCAGCUUUUUUAAAUUAAAAUUUACUUAACUAA